AUCUUUUGACAAUCUGUCAACAGACAUAUACCACAUCUUCUGCUCAUUUCUUAGAAAAUCUCAAAAUCUCCAUUAAACGGUGAAGAGAAGUUUAUUCAGAGAAACAGAGAGGGAUGGCUCUGGAGAACUGUCUUCAAGUUUGUGCUGCCAAAACCAGUCUCCUGCAACGUUGCCAUCCAUUAUCUUCCACAGAAAAGCUUCACUUGCCAGCUUGUAGAGGACCCAAUAAACCCAAUUUGCUGUCAUUUUCAUCUUCUUAUUCUUCUUCAUCCAGAGGGAGAUCCCAGAAGCCUCGCAUUGUCUGCAAAGCUCGUGGAGCCAUAGAUGAAGUUCAAGUGGUGACAGAAUCAACCUGGGAUAACGUUGUGAUUGCAAGCCCAGUUCCAGUACUUGUGGAAUUCUGGGCACCAUGGUGUGGACCAUGCAAGAUGUUAUUACCAGUCAUUGAAGAACUGGCAAAAGAAUAUGCAGGAAAGGUUGUCUGCUGCAAGGUCAACACAGACCAAUGUCCAAACAUUGCCAGAACAUACGGAAUAAGGAGUAUACCAACUGUGAUUUUCUUCCAGAGAGGAGAAAGAAAAGAAAACAUUGUUGGUGCUGUGCCCAAAGCCAAUUUAUCUGCCUCAAUUGAGAAGUACAUAGAGAGUUAGUUGGUAGACAAAACAACUGUUUUUUCCUUCAAUUAAAUGGAAGCAAAUUACUUUCUUGGGUAUGUAAAUAUUAUCAUGAACUGAUCAUGAAUGUCUUCCAUUUGUAAAUCUUCUCUCUA
This is a messenger RNA of Tripterygium wilfordii, 769 nucleotides long. RefSeq names its product thioredoxin 1-like. The record is from RefSeq and is a predicted model, not a curated record. Gene Ontology annotation, molecular function: oxidoreductase activity, acting on a sulfur group of donors, disulfide as acceptor; protein-disulfide reductase activity. The transcript is spliced from 2 exons. NCBI's taxonomy places the organism in Eukaryota, Viridiplantae, Streptophyta, Magnoliopsida, Celastrales, Celastraceae. Gene Ontology annotation, cellular component: cytoplasm. The coding region runs from base 114 to 650 and encodes 178 amino acids.